CUAAACAAAAUGCCAACUACCCCAGCUAAAGAUGCUCCCCAGCCCAUCUAUCUAAUCAACUUUGAGGCCUAUCUGCGACCCAAGCGACCGCACAAGAUAAUGCCGCUUCAGUGCUUCGAUAGGCCGGAAAGACCUCAAACCCGAUGUGAGCAGUUCCACAAGAUACUGCAGAGACUUAAGUUCCUGCGAUAUUGGCGCACGCAACGUGCGAGAUUUUCCAAGCGUCUGGAGCAGCUGCCAUUGCCCAGAUUUCUAAACUUCCUGCGUGCCCGCCAUGACGACGGCCUCUGCAAAUCGAAGACGGGCUUCGAGAUCUACUGCGAGAUGUCGAGCAUCCAUGGAUUCCAUGUAUUCGUCGGGGCUUGCACCUGGCAGCGUGUGCUCUGGUGGCUGCUCAUCUGCACGGCCAUACUUCUCUCCCUCCUCGUACUGAUCAUGUCCUAUAGCCUCUCCGCGGAGACGCCCACCAUAAGGUAUAUCGAGAGCAUGUUGCAGCCUAUUUCGGAGCAGUCGAUGAGCUACCCGGCGUUGAGCAUAUGUAGUAUGAAUCGCAUAUCGAAAAGUCAGCUCAGGAUGAAGGAGUAUACUUUGCCGCCACAGUCUCUGCCCUGGUUAACUAAGCGCAAUUGGAGUCGGAAUGAGCAUGUAGGGAUAUCUGGCAACAUUAGCUGGUCUCAGCUGCUGGAGAACCUGGCUCCACGGACUUGUGAGUCUCAGGUCCUGGGCUGCCUGUGGCAGGGCCUAGUUCAAAGCUGCGAUCGGCUGCUCACCCCCAGCUGGAGCUACUCUGAGGGUCGAUGUUGCACCUUCAACGGAACACCCAUCCAGACAGCUGGCAAUCCGGCCAAGGGCUUAACCCUACGCCUUGCCAGCCAGCUAGAGGAUUAUGCCAGCUCACGACAUUCCGCAGCUGGUUUCCAGUUGCUGCUGCACGAGGCCCAGUCUGGCAUUCAUGCAGCCACAGAACGUGCGCUCCUUCCACGAGGCACAGAGGCUCACGUCAUGUUGAGGUCUUACAAUACCCAUGCCACGCCCUAUAUUGACGGCUUAAAGCCAGCCAAAAGAGGCUGCUAUUUGAGCCAGGAGCGCCUGCUAUUCUACUAUCCAAAAUACAGCCAAGCGAAUUGCCUAGCAGAGUGCGAGAGCGAGCGGAUCCUUAAAGUUUGCAGCUGUGUGCAUCCCCACAUGCCGAAGCUUCCGCAAUGGCCUCUUUGUCAACUGGAACAACUGAAAUGCCUGAGCGAAGUCGCUUUCAGCUGGGAUCAGCUACAACGCUUCUGUAAUUGCCUGCCGUCCUGCCAAUUCAAGCGCUAUGAAAUGCAAAUCGAUCUGGCAGCCCUCAAUGAGAGUUACCCGAUGUUUCAAGCUAAUCAUUUACUUUAUGGCAGCAAGAACUUUAAUGGUUCGGACGAGGUCCUACUACACGUAUACUUUGAUUCAUUUAACGAGGAGCGAGUGCGUUUGGAUGUCUAUGAGAAUUUUCUGACUUUUAUAGGUACCUUUGGCGGCAUCACCGGCCUAUUUAUGGGCUGUAGUUUCGUAUCUGUGUUCGAGCUGAUAUUCUUUGUGUGUGUGCGACCCACUUGUAACUGGCUAACUCGGCAGCAAAUACGCUACAGGCGACGUCGUCAGCAGCGAGCUAAUGGCACGAAGGCUAAUUAGCACAAGCCAAUUAGCCAGCCUUC
Molecule: messenger RNA, 1685 nt
Organism: Drosophila arizonae
Lineage: Eukaryota; Metazoa; Arthropoda; Insecta; Diptera; Drosophilidae
Gene: ppk11
Product: pickpocket 11
Biological process (GO): sodium ion transmembrane transport
Cellular component (GO): plasma membrane
Molecular function (GO): ligand-gated sodium channel activity
Source: RefSeq, a predicted model, not a curated record